Messenger RNA from Penaeus indicus, 1551 nucleotides. RefSeq lists its product as uncharacterized. Bases 1 to 1551 code for a protein of 516 amino acids. The record is from RefSeq and is a predicted model, not a curated record. The transcript is spliced from 3 exons. Lineage: Eukaryota; Metazoa; Arthropoda; Malacostraca; Decapoda; Penaeidae.
AUGUCAAAUUAUUCAAUAUCAGAUAACGGCGUAAAUGAGACCGGAUCUAUGUGUGAAGGUAGCUCGCCCGGCAGGUGUCUCAUGGCCCAGCAGCAUGAGCCCGGUCGUCAUCAAACUACUGCUAGGAGGACAACAACAAGAAAAUGGUCACAAGAAGAAAAUAGGAUAGUGAUAAAGUGCUACUUUGAAAGUGUGCCAUCAAGAAAGGGUUACAGAAAAAGAAUGUUAGCGGCAUGGCAAGAGAGAGAAAUGUUUAUUGUCACAGAACAACGGCUAGUCGACCAAGCAAACCAGAUCCGCAAGAAAAAAUGGUUAAGUGAUUUAGAAAUGGAAGAAAUACAGAAAGAGGUAGAGGAAGGACAAUAUCGUGAAGCUGAUGAAUCAACUGAUGUUCUUGGAAGUGAAACCCAAGUUGAUCAAGAACAAGCAAAUGUAGCGUUAAAUGGGGGGGAAUGUAAUGCACAAGCAAGUGAACAAAUCGAACAGGAUAUAGAUAGACCGAACAUAGACCCAGAUGGAAAGUUUGUACUUGUAGAAGGGUGUGAAACAUCUCCAGAAGAGAUUUGCACAAUCGAAAAGAUGGAAAGUAUCUUGAGGAAAGAGAAAGUACGAUUACCACCCUUACGAGGAAUAGACAGAGGCAAAGUUAUGAAAGCUGUUCAGAAAGUGAAUGCUGUUUUAGCAAAAGUUGUACCUAAAGACAUAUCAGCAACAAAUGAUCUGCUAUAUGCUGGGGCUGCUGUAGUUACCGAAAUGGUUGGAAUGAGAAAUUUAGCCUCAAGCAACAAGAGGGAGCCAUGGUGGAAAAGACGAUUGGAGAAACAAGUGAGAGAACUGAACAUUGAUCUAGGUAGAGUGAAUACGUUGAUACAAAAUGAAAAAAUCAAACACAAGUAUAAAUACGAUCUUGAAAGGCGAUACAAGGUCAGACAAAAAGGACUAAAAACUAUAAAAGAAGAGAUCAAGCAAAGGAUAUCUGCAAAAGUUAGUAAAAUCAAGAGAUAUAGCAGUAGAAUCAAUCAAUAUCAACAAAACAGAGUUUUCCAAAACAACCAAAAGAGGUUUUUCAGCCACCUUGAUGGAGAAGGAGAACAGCAGAAUAAAGCACCAGAUGCAGAACAAGCAAAAGAGUUCUGGUCGGCGAUCUGGAGUAAAGAGGUUAAUCAUAAUAAAGAUGCAAAGUGGUUGAAAGACUUCAAAAAAGAUUUCUAUCAAGAAGAAGGACAAGAGAAGAUAGAAAUAACAACAGAAAAAAUUAGAAAGAUAUUGCAGAAACUUCCUAACUGGAAAGCACCAGGACUUGACAUGGCGUAUGACAUGGUGCCACAUUCAUGGACCGUAGAAUGUCUCGAAAGCAUUGGUGUUAAUGAGGAAGUAAUUGUAUUCAUGAAAGAAUGUAUGAAAUCUUGGAGAGUAGAGCUGACAAGUGGAAGUGAUGUGUUGGGGGAGAAGGCAACCGAUGCCGAGGAAACGACGAAAAUGUAUCGCGAUAAAAAUCUUCACGAGCCUCCAGCGACGAACAUGAAUAACUUAGCUGCAGGAUUGAUCUAA